AAAUUUGGGAGUUUGAAUUGUUUGUGACGAAGUCGCUUACAGUGUAAAGAGGGAGCUGCUAGUAAAACAGUGUAUCCAGGCCACACAGGUCAGAAAAUGGAGAAGGUUAAUGUCGUAAUUCCGGCACCUAGUGGAUUCUGUGUGCUUUGCGGAUCCAAAACGAGUCUGGUUUGCCAUCGAUGCGGUGACUUUUAUUGUACAAAGAAAUGCCAGCUUAACGAUUGGCAACGCCAUAGGUAUAUAUGCUUUUCAAUACCCGCUCUGGUGCAUCCACUAGAGUGCUCCGCUUUUGGCGUUAUGGAAGUACCCCCAAAGCCUGCAGCUCAACAAAUUGUUCACGAAUUAGCUGUCAAAAAUGCCGCAUCGGCAUUCAACACAGACGAUGCCAGCAUAGAUGAAGCAAAAGCUGAGCUGUCUAUAAAAUCAACUGAAUCAUCUGAACCUAUCCCUCCGAUAGCAGAUGGCGUUGCGAACGGAAAUAUAGAAGAGUGUGAUAAGACCAGCAACACAAACGAAACAGUGAAAAAUGUCGCUGUCGCUGUCGCUAAGCCGGCAUUCAGCAAUAACAAUAACAAUAACAGCUCAAAUAACAGCACUUCAAAGAAAAUGGAUUUGAAAUUUAAAGGUCCGCCUCAAGUGGCCAUGCCUGUGAAUGGGAGCGUUGUUUACAUCACAGGGUUUCGGUCGCCGAAUCGCUGCUUUAUACGCGACGCUGGCGAAUCCGCUGAGAAAGCAUAUUUAGAAAUCUGUCAGAAGGUCAACUUACUAGGCAAGGAGCUGCCGGAAAUACAGAAACUUAAGGUUUAUGGCUAUGCGCUGGCCAAAUACAAUGGACAGUUUCAGCGUGUCAAAGUAAUUGGAGUGCGCACCAAUCAGUGUGCGCGUCUCCAAUACUUGGAUUUGGGUUUCGCCAAGCCACGAAAUGGUGCUGAAAUGCGCGAAAUUAGCGACGAGCUGUUGGAACUGCCCUGCCACAGCUUGGAGCUGCAGCUUAAGGGUGUGCCAAACUAUGCAUUAAGCGAUCAACUUAAUGGGUUUCUUUCACAGUUCGAGGGAGAAAGAUUUGUAAUUAACAAUGUCGGCAAUAAGCAAAUAGAAUUGGUGCAUGUGGAGACGCUCAAAUCGUUGAACAUACAGAUACUCGAUUUUAGUUCGAAUAUGCAAGUUUUUGGUAGCCCAACGGUAUCAUUUGACAAAAAGGCAACGCCAUUCAAUGCAGGCACUCAACAAAACAACAACAACAACAAUUUGGAGCUCAAAACUGUGUCAGCUACCAAGGAACUAAAAUUAGUAUCUGUUGUAAAGACGCCCCAACUAGACACAAAAAGUGCUCAAUUGGUAAAAGCUAUGGAAGAAAAAUUGAAAAAGGAUCAAACACAACAAGAUAAGGGAAUAUUAUGUUAUAAUUUAGAUGAGGAAUCAAAGAACUCUGAAGAGAAACCAAAAGAAAAUGUGCCAUUUAAUAAUAGACCAGUGGAAACCAUUCCAACUUUAGCAUUUGAAUCUAGCAAAAAUGAAUAUUUCAAAAGUGAAGCGAUCGCAAAUUUAAAAAACGAAAUACCCAUGAUAACUCAAACCACUUUUAAGCCUGCAGUAACAGUUGUUGAUAACCAGAGUCCGAUCACAUCGAAAACAAUUGAUAAAACUAAUGUUGAGCCUUUGUUAGUUCCUCCCUUCGAAAUGCACCGUAUUAUUAUCAAAAAUAAGGAAGGACUCGAUGUUUUCAUUGUGGACAAUGCGAACGUUUCCCGAGGCAUUAUUGGCGCCUUCGAUAGCACAUAUGCGCGAGAUUUCUCCCAGCUGCAUUCUCGUCUGUCGGAAUUCAAGGACUCGCAGCCCUACAGACCUAUGCUCAAGGAAUACGUCAUAGCUAAGUUCGAAAACGAAUGGUAUCGCGCCAGGGUGACUGAAAUAAAAAAGAAUCGGGUCAACUGCACUUACAACGUAAUGUACAUUGAAUUUACCAAUGUAUCCACGGUAACCGAAGAGGAUAUUCGCCGUUAUCCAGCCGACUUGACAGUACCCUGUCAUACCAGCAUUUGUCUAAUUGAAGGUUUUCCGCACCGACCAACCAAGUCACAGAUUAACUUUUUGGAAGCGAAACUACAAAUGCACAGCUUGUUGCACAUCGAUUCAGUUAGUUAUUUACAGGAUAUGGCAUUGAUUAAAUGCAAUGCCUUGAUUGAAGAACUUCAAAAAGCAUAAGACCACAGGAACAAAUCACAUUGUUAAUUUACCAAAUUUUGUAUAAAUAUUUUUGUACAAACUUACAAAAUGUUAAAAAAAAAUAAUAUUUUUAUACAUUUUGCAAUCAGAUUUCUUCAAAAUAGAGAGAUGGGCGGCCGCAUAUUUUUUCGUAGCCCCAAGUCGCAAUUUAUACAUAUCCAUUAAUCAUUAAAAGUGACGAAUUGUUAAACUAGAAA
Drosophila montana is the source of this 2423-nucleotide messenger RNA. It is a transcript of the gene Veneno, whose product is annotated as veneno. The transcript has 5 exons. The record is from RefSeq and is a predicted model, not a curated record. Bases 97 to 2205 code for a protein of 702 amino acids. NCBI's taxonomy places the organism in Eukaryota, Metazoa, Arthropoda, Insecta, Diptera, Drosophilidae.